CUUUAGCAAGCCAUUAUGAAAUGGGAGAAGUUAAAGCCUCCAGAGCCAGAUGAUCCUAUGUGUUGCUGUGAGUGUGAUAUCUACCAGUACGGAUGUUGCUGUGACUGUGAAGAUCUGGAUGAAGCCUUUAACAGGUGGCUGAGAGACAAACCACCUAAAAGUGGAUGUCAGUCCGCUGUACUUGGGGCCAUGAUUGACAACCUGGAGAUCUCCAUGAUCCCGGCCCUGGUGCUUCUGCCUCUGCUGCUGCGUGUUGCAGCUCUGCACUACCUGCUGGGUAUCAUCAUCCUGACGGCUCUGCCCGGCCUGGUGCUGUGGUACUACUACGCCACGCACCGAAAGAGGAGACGCACCCUCUUCUUCCUCACUCUUUCACUCUACUCCCUGUUCUACAUGUAUUACCUCUUCAUCACAGAGAUUUUACCACGUGGGGACAUCAGCCAGCUGCAGUUGUGUACUGUGACCACUGGCAUGAUUCUCACUGUCGUCUUUCUUAUUCUCACCAAGAGAGGCCCAGGAGUAGUGACCACUUCCGCACAAGAAGCACACAGUCCCAGUCAGGAGGCUAACAAGGACACCAGACACCUUAAUGGAUCUACCCAAUCAGAAGCGUCCUCCUCAGGGACUCUAGCAGGGUUGCAGACAACAAAAGAGGCCCUGACAGCAAAAUGGAGCAGGUGUCCUGUGUGCAAAAUAAUGCGACCCCCACGGGCUGGACACUGUCGAACCUGUGGAUCCUGUGUGCAACGUCUGGACCACCACUGCAUCUGGAUAAAUAGCUGUGUUGGACAAGCAAACCAUCGCUGUUUCCUGCUCACCCUCUUUGUGUUCGUGUUGACCUCUCUGUAUGGGAUCAGUCUGGUGCUUCGCAGCCUCUGUCCUCGGCAGUAUCUGAUGACGGCUCUCCUCUAUUGCCCCACAGUCUACAGUCAGUCUAGCACAGCGCUUUGCUUCACCUGUGCGUGGUACAGCAGCAUCAUCACAGGUGGACUGCUUUACCUCUUGGUGGCACAAGUUCUGAAUAUCAGCUUCAAUGUGACGGAGCGGGAGUCUCAGCUGGCUGUGAGGAACAAAACAGGCCAGAGCCGUCUGUGGGGACUCGUUAUCGACACAGGAGAGUAUUCACGUGGCUUCUGUCAGAACUGGGUUGAGUUCCUCACCAUGGCAGAUGCCUCGAUGGCAGGGAAGUGGUACCUGAUCGGAUUUGCCACUAAUGCUCAGUGGUUUAUCAACCGUAAGGCCAGCAUGAAGAUGGGCACAGCCACCUUCACCCCAAAUGCAGAUGGGGACCUGGAACUUUCAUACGCCAGUCUCAACACCGAUGGCUCCUGCUGGAGAAUGAACAACCUGGCCAAGAAGACCAGUGUGCCUGGAAAGUUCACAUACACAAGUGAGCGCUGGGGGAAUGAGAACGACAUGCGCAUGGUUGACGUGAAGUAUGAUGAGUACGCCCUGAUUCACACCAUUAAGUCCAAGGCAGGCGUCCUCACCGCUGUCAACAAACUAUAUGGUCGUGGCAAGGACCUCAGUGCUGAACUGCAGGAGAAGUUCAGGCAGCUCUCCUUGGAAACUGGCAUCCUGGCUGAAAACAUUGUUUUCCUUCCCAAAAAUGCGGAGUGCCCGGCUGCCUAGUUUUCCGGCCAUCUUAUAUGUCAAUGAUGCUGUCUGAAGAACUUAACAUUUGUUGGGCAUAUUCAACAUUUAUCAAGACAAUGAGACAAUGAUUAGUUUUUUCUGUUUAUUUACUCUGCUGUUUCAGAUGAUGCAUUAGGAUUAGCUUCAAAUGCCAUUAAACAUGGUGUAAAGCCUGGUUUCAAUAUACAAUACUUGCUUUUAUUUACUUGCAGUAGUACUUUACAGAUCUCCUUCAGACAUGUUUUGAGACAUAAAAUGCUCUUUCAAUAAUAA
Messenger RNA from Dicentrarchus labrax (European seabass), 1908 nucleotides. Its product is annotated as palmitoyltransferase ZDHHC23-A. The transcript has 9 exons. Bases 16 to 1632 code for a protein of 538 amino acids. The record is from RefSeq and is a predicted model, not a curated record. Gene Ontology annotation, molecular function: palmitoyltransferase activity; small molecule binding. NCBI's taxonomy places the organism in Eukaryota, Metazoa, Chordata, Actinopteri, Moronidae.